CAUGGCGACCGCGAGUUGCGGAGUCGUGGGGUCUGUGCGUGCAGACGACAGCGAUCCUUUGGCCGAUUUUUCGAGCCCGAAUCCUCGUCGCGUCGAUUCGCAUCGAAGAAAUCACGGCAACCGCGAGCGCGACAGCAACGGUCGAGCUCGGCUUUCGUCGGAAGCGUACGGUAACCAACCGGCAAGACGAAGCUCAAAAUGCCACUGUGUUUUGCUUGGCUCUCUUGUGAUCUGUUCCUCGAAAAUCAAUUCUCUGCGUCACGAUUCUUGAUCGAGGAGCGAUUGUAGCUACAAAACGAAGCGAGGAUGCGAUUGCCCGUCCUUACGAUUUCCGAGAGCCAGAGCUCGAAGAAAACAUUAUGUGUACUGCCUGAAGAGAUUAUUUACGAGAGAAAAGGUAAUCAUGCUGCCCUCACACCGCUGGAAGACAUGUCCGCGGGACGAGGGCAGGCAGGUGGAGGUCCUCCUCAGAACUGUGAGAAAGUUUUUAUACAGCGCGAUUACAGUGAAGGUACUAUGGUCAAGUUCCAAACACGGUUUCCUACAGAAUUGGAAAGUAGAUUAGACAGACAAUUGUUCGAGUACACGAUCAAUCAGUUAAACAACUACUUCGCUGAGGCAGAGCGUGCCAGUUGUUCUACAUACUGCGAGAGCUGCCUAUACUGUCUCACAGGUUAUCUGAUAAGCAUAUGUACCGAAACACACUAUGAAAAGUGUCUGCGCAAGGUUGCCAAGUUCGUCAGCGAGCAAAACGAUCGAGUAUACAAGCCACGCGGCCUCCUGCUCACAGAUCCAACAACACGUGGGCUCAGGCUAAUAGAGAUCUCGGUACUAGAUAGACCUGCGUCGUGACUGCAUAUUAGCCGAUCCAGGGAGUUCUUCAUGUGACCCCCCGUGCAGUACUCUGGACAUUAUGUCGCCAGAAUCACAGACAUGCACGCGCUCGUGAGUGCCUGUCGGCACAAUUAUGGAGCAUACCGGUUAGUUUGAGUCAUUUUUACAAGGUGCCGAAAUUCUGCAAGGCUUGAAAGAAGAAAUUUUCCGUCAACGCGAUAUCUUGUAGGCCGCAAAUUGCUCAGGUGUACCUUGCACGAUUAAUCUUGCCGAACACGCGUGUAAUGAGUCAAAGCUCUCUUGUCGUUGGGCUGUGCCUCGUACUUAAUUCUGAAAAACAAAUGUAGAUUGAUUUGGUGGUCAGAUCUGUAAUACAAGUGUAUAAAAACCUGCAGGAAAUAGGGAUGCGGAAAUGUUUGUGAUUGAUUCGUAGGAAUUUCGCACUGUCAAAUCUAUCAAUGUUAUUGUAACAAAGCAAGGUUAUACAAGGUCGGUCUAAUUGUGGCAAGAGAGUCUCAUGUUCAUUCGCAUUCGUGAUCUCUCAAUCCUAAAUGGCAGCUGCUGCGUUCUCGAGGGAGAGCGUGUAUCCAAGCGUGUGGAUGGGUAACAAAGCCGUGGCACUUCUAUAGGUUCAAUUUUCUAUAUGCGUACACAGAACAUAUAACAUACGAAAGUAUAUGAAGUAUAUGUGGCGAAUCAGGUUACGGUGGAAAAACGAAACUUUGUCUUCGUAAAUGUUACUGAACGACACCAUGAACUUACCAUGAACUGCUACUUUGAUUUGUCAUAUAUAUAUAUAUAACAACGGGGUCUACAUAUUUUUUUACUGUUCAUUUAUGACUUUAUCGUAUCACCUGCAUUUAAUUAAUGAGACGUGAAUGAGAUGCGUGUCAGUGUGAAUUACUUAGCAAAGAGAUGGCAUUCGAUGUUAGCAUUUGUUACUCGUGUUUCGUUCAAGUUCCGCCGAACUGAAAACCUCGAUUACGGGCGAGUCUUAUUCUCUACAAAUGCUGACGAAUAAAUCUCCGAGUUCUUCUCAUCUUCCGCGAUGUAUCUUCCAUUGCGUUUAUGUAUCCGCGCGUAUAAAGCAUAAAGCUUUCUCACAUACGUAUGUAUAUUAAAUGGGAUGUUAGUUCGUUGCGCGCGUGUGGGUGCCUCUCGACAGCAAAGAUGGUAGAUUUGAUUGGAAUUACUAGCACAAACAUUUGUCGCGCCGAGACAAAGAAACCCGAGGAUUGGCUAAAAAAAAAAGAAAAAGAAAUUGUGUAAAAAGCGAUGAUCUAUAAAAAAAUAAGUUACAUUACAAAUUGAUUAGCAUUGUGAUCAAGACAAAAAUCGUUUGCAAUAUAAUGCGAAAAAACUUUGUACAUUUUAGUCCGUUCUCUUAGUCGAAACUGGUCACCCAUUGCGACGCUUUUCAUAUUCUGUUCCCGUUAAUUAGUUGUAAAUACUAAUGAUCUCAAACGAUACAACGAUACAACACCAUGUUUAUCUUUACUUUUUCUUACGCGCUUUGGGAGCCUAAAGUAGUACGCGAGACGCAACGCCACAAAGUCUUUUUUUGGCACAACGACAACUUCGAUUCCAAUAUAACAUGAGUCUCACAUAGAGAACGGUACGAUGUACACAUUUAUACAGCACAUUUUAUACGACGGAUAUUUUGGGAACAUCCUUAGGCUGUACUUUAU
Messenger RNA from Trachymyrmex cornetzi, 2522 nucleotides. RefSeq names its product golgin subfamily A member 7. Gene Ontology annotation, cellular component: palmitoyltransferase complex. The transcript is spliced from 5 exons. Gene Ontology annotation, biological process: protein targeting to membrane; peptidyl-L-cysteine S-palmitoylation. Bases 307 to 852 code for a protein of 181 amino acids. The record is from RefSeq and is a predicted model, not a curated record. Lineage: Eukaryota; Metazoa; Arthropoda; Insecta; Hymenoptera; Formicidae.